Funneliformis geosporum is the source of this 466-nucleotide messenger RNA. NCBI's taxonomy places the organism in Eukaryota, Fungi, Glomeromycota, Glomeromycetes, Glomerales, Glomeraceae. The record is from the annotation of a GenBank genome assembly.
UAGAUUUAGAAAGUAUCGUUUCGAAUGAAGAGUUUUCCACUAUUUUAAAGAAAGAAGGCAAAGUUAGACCUAUUUGGAUUCUUCUUGUUGAUGGUAGACCUGAUAAAAAUCCGAAGCAUAUGAAAAAUAUUAUUCAAUAUGCUCACCUUUUCUGUGCUCUUGAUCUGGACUACUUGACGAUUCGUACUCAUGCUCUAGUUCAAAGUGUGUAUAAUCCGAUCAAACACAGUAUAGCUUCUUUGUCUGCAAAACUUGCUAGUAUCACUAUACCUGUGGGGGAAUUCGGAUCACAUCUAAAUAGUCAAGAGAAAGUAGUAGAUGAAGUGUUAGCACAACGGAAUUUCGAAUAUUCGGGAAAAAAACUAUGUGAUAUAUGGAAAAGGGAUGACAUACAUGGGAAACCUGUGAUGGUGGAAUAUGUUGACCAGGAGAGACAUCCAUUCAAUGAUCCUAAGCCUUCAAUAUC